UUUCCAUUCAAGCGUGGAUAGAGAAAGAGAGAUGGCAACUGUAAGCAAUUUUCCUCGACUGAAUUGCAGCUUCACAUUUUCUUCUUCUUCCAAGGAAUUUCCAAGCAAACAGCGGACAGUUCCGGCUAAAAUCCGGCCAUCGAUUUCUCAUUCCAGCCUCCAUUUUGCAGGCGUUCAGUUUAAUUUUAAGCGGAAUGAGAAGUUUUUGAAAUCGGUGAUCAAAUGCAGCGCUGCUGAAGUUGGGGAUGGGCCUGAAUUUGUGAAAGAGAAAAGUGUUUCUGUUGUUUUGUUGGCUGGAGGCAAGGGAAAAAGGAUGGGUGCAAGCAUGCCAAAGCAGUAUCUUCCACUUCUAGGUCAACCAAUUGCGUUGUACAGCUUGUACACUUUCUCACGUAUGAUCGAGGUUAAAGAAAUCGUUGUGGUUUGCGAUCCUUCUUAUCGGGAUAUUUUUGAAGAUGUCAAAGAGAAGAUUGAUAUUCAACUCAAGUUCACACUUCCAGGAAAGGAGAGACAAGAUUCCGUGUACAGUGGCCUUCAGGCAAUUGAUUCGAACGCAGAGCUUGUGUGCAUCCAUGAUUCUGCCAGACCUCUUGUAUUAGCAGGAGAUAUUCAAAAGGUUUUCAAAGAUGCUAGGCUGAAUGGGGCUGCUGUGCUUGGGGUUCCUGUUAAAGCUACAAUAAAAGAGGCGAAUGAUGAUCGUUAUGUCCAAAGAACCUUGGACAGGAAAACUCUUUGGGAAAUGCAAACUCCGCAGGUUAUUGAGCCUGAGUUGCUUAGGAAAGGGUUUGAGCUUGUGAACAGGAACGGCUUGGAAGUAACAGAUGACGUUUCCAUUGUGGAGCACUUGAAACAUCCCGUGCUCAUAACUGAAGGGUCUUAUACCAAUAUCAAGGUAACAACACCGGAUGAUUUAUUACUUGCAGAGAGAAUAUUGAAUUUGAGUUCGUGAAAGUCUUCUUGAGGGGUCUAAAUAACUAUUAUCCUGACCUCUAAACAAUCAAAAUACCUUAUUAUUUUCUCCCCAUUUCUGAAGUAGAAAUGAUGUAAUUCAAAAUUCAAUUAUGUCAUAAUGUCAAUGAGCAUGAUAUCGGCUUCUGAAAUACAAGUUCGAGCAUGAAUGGUUGUGUUGACGAGAUAGAGGCGAAGCUAGAUGGAAUGAGUAUCCGAUAAAUCUUGUUUCGAUUUCUAUUGUA
Messenger RNA from Cucurbita moschata (crookneck pumpkin), 1193 nucleotides. Its product is annotated as 2-C-methyl-D-erythritol 4-phosphate cytidylyltransferase, chloroplastic. Gene Ontology annotation, biological process: isoprenoid biosynthetic process. Gene Ontology annotation, molecular function: 2-C-methyl-D-erythritol 4-phosphate cytidylyltransferase activity. NCBI's taxonomy places the organism in Eukaryota, Viridiplantae, Streptophyta, Magnoliopsida, Cucurbitales, Cucurbitaceae. The record is from RefSeq and is a predicted model, not a curated record. Bases 32 to 949 code for a protein of 305 amino acids. The transcript has 12 exons.